Messenger RNA from Penicillium chermesinum, 279 nucleotides. RefSeq lists its product as uncharacterized. NCBI's taxonomy places the organism in Eukaryota, Fungi, Ascomycota, Eurotiomycetes, Eurotiales, Aspergillaceae. The record is from RefSeq and is a predicted model, not a curated record. The transcript has a single exon. The coding region runs from base 1 to 279 and encodes 92 amino acids.
AUGUUCCUGGCCACAUCGGUGUGGUUGUCUACGGAGGAGAGGACGAAGACAAGCCUUCAACUUAUUUCAAUCCCAGGGGAUGCCACGUACGGCAUGGAUGUCCUGGACAAAGAGGAGCCCGAUGGUAUGAAUGACGACCCACAACGAGCCCUUCAGACCUUGCGGAAAAUCGAAAAGUUCGCGAGAGACAGGGAAGUGAUAGUACUUCCAAGCCAUGGUCGUAAUACUCCGCGUCUCCUGGAUGAGAAACCCAUCUACCGACCGAGUUACGCCAGUUGA